UCAAUACGAAACAACAUUCCCGAGUCAAACGAAACAAAAAGUUUUUAAUGUAACCUGGAUUCUUAAUUAAAUUUUGACAAAACGUUUUUGAAAAAUACAAGUUUCUUGACUCACGUGAUGACAUUUGUCAUAUCACUAAAGUGUCAAUUUAUAAGAUUUACAUGAAACUUUAUAAAAUAGUGUUUAUUUUAUAAUUUUGAUUUGAUAUAAAUGGCUGAUGAUGACGAUGAGGGGGCUUUUGGGGGUAUGUACGAGGAUGGGCACUGGGUGUGGGACGACAACGCACAAGCGUUGGCCUUUGUUAGUGAUAUACCUCCGAAACUGAUAGAGACUAUACAAAUGACCGCCAAAGCGCCGACCGGGAAUAUUGAGUUCAGAGAUGACGUUGAUUUAAUUGAACAGAUUCGUUAUCGAAGACGUUAUCAAAGGAAGUUAAAGCCCGGACAACCAGAUGUUAUUACCUUACAGGAUAUUAAGGAUAUAGCAUUAUACACUGCACCAGUCAGCAUUUUGAGUCCAAUGCUGAUCAAUGUCCUGCAUAUACCAACAACGGAACGGUUUCUAAGAGCACUUAUUCUUUGCUGCGCCUACUAUUUACAGGUAGCAGAUGAAAUGGCGAUACGUAUGAUUGAGCUCGACACUAAAGUGAGAACUCCAGAUUGUGAACAUAUCGAAAACGAGUAUCGUGACAAUUUAGCAGAUUUAAGAGUAUUAGUUGCUAAAGAAUAUUGCAUUAUGCUCAUUGGUGGGGCUGACACGAAGAAAUUUCACCAUAUGGGUCCGCAGAAAAAACUACAAUCAUUAUCGGAUAAAGAUGCUAGGCUGUUUGAAACUCUGCUACGCAUGAGUGUACAAAUUGUAUGGCUGGCUUUAGGACGCAGGAGUUUCCAUCAAAUUGAGUUGGAAACCCACCGUAUAUUCAAGUCGGAGAUUUUUAACGAAAUAGAACACACUUUGAAAACUGGAUAUAUAUCGAAAAUGAUUGCGGAAGAGCAAGCAGUGCUGCUCGGGCCCUGUGUACGUCGACAAGACAAGAAACUCAAUACUCGUUCUCCUCUCAUGAAUGAGGUGUUCUGUCAUAGGCCGAUUGACUAUCGUUUAUUAGGACUAGGAGUUGUCAAGUAUCCAGAGACUACAAACCGGUUACAGUAUUUGCAUGUGGCUGUAUCUGGCCCAGAAGAAAUUUUAAUGGAAUCCCAUUUCACGCUAGGUAUCAUUGGAAUGCCUCGUUCAGGUUUCGACACCAUGCUCAGGCCGGUCACAGUAUCAGUUGAAACGAAAUCGAAGGCUUCCAUGUCAUCUCACAGUGGACACAGCUCAAAGACUUCAGUUAGAAAAUCCACUGUUCCGCAGCAGCUAUAUCCCCCAUUAGUAAUACCUCCUAAGGAUAUAAAAGAUGUAUACUUUCCUCCACACUUCCCUGAUAAGUCUGAGAAGAAUAACCCGAUAAGUGAUGUUCAACGUCGUCGCUGGCAGAACCGACUAGUGAAGCUGUUGAAUCCUCCCCCACCGACUCAUUGAAGCAACACGAGAUAUUAGUGCUCAUUAGUUCAGCGGUUACUUCCUCAAAGCUCUCGAAGACGGAAAGGUUAUGGUCAUGUAUUAAGACUCUAGUAACAAAGCAUACAAUACCAAGGCUAGAAAUCGCAUCAGAGAUUGAAUUCAGCCAAAUAUGUCAUUUUUGGUAGAUACUAUUUUGACGCUAUUUUGACAUGUUGACAUGCUAUUUUUUAUAAGUAUUCUUUAUUAAUAUGCCUAGUAUAUUUAUUUUUUAUUAAUA
Messenger RNA from Trichoplusia ni (cabbage looper), 1780 nucleotides. RefSeq lists its product as uncharacterized. The record is from RefSeq and is a predicted model, not a curated record. The coding region runs from base 211 to 1521 and encodes 436 amino acids. The transcript is spliced from 10 exons. Gene Ontology annotation, molecular function: phosphatase binding. Gene Ontology annotation, biological process: negative regulation of phosphatase activity. Lineage: Eukaryota; Metazoa; Arthropoda; Insecta; Lepidoptera; Noctuidae.